GACGCCAAGCAAGUUCACGGUCUUUAUGACCGUGAACUGGGGCUAUUGAACAUGAAUCCAGGAGAGUGAAGCGGUGCAUUUUGAACGACACUGAGUUCACGGACGCGUUUAGGUGUUCACGGCCGUGAACUGGUCACUUUCGGGCAAAUAUGAAGACAACACCGGGGAGAGAAGGGGUGGGAGCUAUUUUUUGGAGAGAAAUUCAAUUCCCUCUCUAGGGUUUGCCCAAAAACACCAAAGGGGAGUUCUAGUGAGUGAGAGAGAGAGAGAGAGAGAGAGAGAGAGAGAGAGAGUGUGUGUGUUAGAGUGAUCUUGGAGCAUCAUUGGAGGCUUGGGUGGAUCUUGAAGACAAGGAUUCGAGCCUAGAAGAAGAAGAAGAAGAAGAAGAUAUUGAGCUCAAAUUUGUAAUCCCUCUCUUCUCUCUCUAGAAACUCACUCUUUUCUCUUGGGUGUUGCAGAUCCCUAACUAAUACUUUGUAGUUACUUGUUUAGAUUGAAUGAUUUUGUAUGGGUUUGCAUCAAUUUGAGUAUUAGAGGUGUUAUCAUGGUGAUUGUGUUUAGUUGCGCUUUCCAAAUCUUGUGUGCUUGCCUGACCUAGAUUAGAGGAAAUCCACACCUUUUUAGGUAGGCUUGACAAGCUUGGUUUUCCUGGGCACAUUGUGCCUACUAUAUAGGUUAGAGAUGAGAAUCCCCCUUGACUCAAGUUUGCAUCUAGGUUGGUUUUGAUUAAGCCGCUCAAACUCCGGUUUGAGGGAGAGACCUAGGCAACCCCUAGAGACUGAGUGAGAGGAUAGAUUCCGUGACAAAUCGAUCUCUAGUGAAUCCAUCCCGUGACAAAUGGAUCACUAGUUGCUCCUUGACUCACUCCUACUGUCACUCUAGAAAAUGGCCAAGUGCAACCACUUCCUAAAGCGUAGUAUAGCGGGUUUGGUUUUAAUGUCAACCCGGGUCCUAGAAGUGAUGACUACUCAGCGAAUUCUUAUUAUUUAGCGGUGAAACUUUAGUGCAGGUUCAAACAAGCAAAGCAAUUAAACGGUUGUUUUCAAGUCGAGAGAGGUCACCCGAAUAUGGUUCCCCCUAGACUGCAGUUGAGCCGGAUUUUAAUUUACCAAGUUCAGUUUUAAUGAUAGUUAUACUGGAGGAGGUUCUUAAGCAGUCUGAAGUCUCGACUAAAGGUCUCCAGACCCUCUCAAUCUGAGUCCCCAGCAGGCGACUAACCUCCACCGGAGUAAACAGAUUGAGGCCCUAACGAACAAAACCUCCACUACCGAAGUAAACUCAGUACAGAAUAGUGAAUUGGCUCCUUGACUAAAGUCACCAAUUCACUACCUUCAAUUAAGGGUGCUCUAUCAACCUAGGCAGAUAUUCUCUUUCUAGGUUAAAGCAGAAACAACAAGAAUUUGAUCAGGAUUCAUGCCAUUCAAUCAUUCAAACCUCAAUUGAAUAUAAUCAUAUCAUAGAAUCUGUACUUUGGUUCAUACAAUCAGACCUAACAUACAAAUCUAGAGUUCUCCAUACCUAGACGAAUAAGAAAACUACUCCAUAGAGAGAGAUGGGAAAUCUAGCUCAGAUGCGGAAACCAUACUAUGAAGGAUGAUAAUCUGCUUCUGGCGCUCAAUCGGAUCUUCUCCAAGCUCAAGCCGGGCUCCAAUGGUGAUGAAGAUCAAGCUAGGGCACUUGGGAACUCUGGUUCGUCACUUUCUCUCUCUAAGAAUCGCUCUAUCUCUCUAAAACUUGGAACCCCUUCUCCUUUGGCUCAAAUCUGCCUAAAAGGCCGACCCUGGGAAAAACACGGUCGAGGGCACGGCCGUGCUUUGGUUUUGCCCGCCGGUGUUUUGCCCCGUGCUAAAAACACGCCCGCGUCGGCCAAAACACGGUCGUGUCUAAAUAUGGACACGACCGUGUUUUGCUUUAGGCCAGCCCGUGUUUUGCUUUUCCAUCAGUUCAGCUCUCGGCAAUAAAAAUACUGGUGUACUUGUUUGUGUACACGGCCGUGUUUUGGUUUAGGCCAGCCCACGCUUUGGCCCCAGCUCGACCGAAUGACUUCCAAAUGCCCCGAAACUCGUGCUUAGCCUUUCCUUCGACGUCUGGGACCUGAAAUAUGACAAAGUAGCACAACUCGGCGUGAAACGGGCCAAAAAUACACGACUACUCGCCGCAAACGGAUAAGAACUAAGGGUGCAAACAUGUGCAAAUACAUCGCUAUCAAAUUCCCCCACACUUAACCGUUUGCUUGUCCCCAAGCAAACCUAACUCAAACCAAUGCAACUCUCCAGACCUCUAUAGCAACAAACAACCGCGAUCGUCGGUAGAGGAUUUUCUAGAUCAUAACGCAGCUUACGAGGUCAACUGGUCUUCUAAGACAUCCCCUAUCUCUCUCAAUGCGAGUACUAGACUCAAGCCAGGAUCAUGAGAAGAAGUAGAAGUAAGACAAUUAGUUUAUGGAUAAAGGGACUCACACUAUUCACAAUCAAGGACUCGCGAUACCGGGGUGGUCUUUCACUUCAUUUCACCGUUGGAACCCCUUUUUCACUUUCAUUUUACUUUUUUUUUUCUUUUUCAUUCACUUGGCGGGGGUUCCAACUGCAGUCUCUUACACGGUCGACCCUUAUUAGUCGAGCAAGAGCAAUUUCUGUACAUCUAGCGCUCGUUAGAGUACUUCUUUUAACUCCUUUUCCUCAACUCGUGUGGAGGGUCAAUGAAAUUAAGGGGGGUCGGAAGCUCUAUCCGUGCCCUUAAAAACACAUCCUCAAGUAGGCAAACCGUUUAACGGGUGGAAGUUUUACUUAUACUAGAGACGGCUUAGCUGCACCUUGUAGGAGUACCCCACUAAGGAUCACUAAAAUCUCUUCCAAACCCCGAUUUUUGUGCAAUGAACAGUGCCGCACACGUUGGGCUUACCCCAUGUUUAAGAUUUAAAGAUUUUGACAUGGAGGACCAACUGCAUUUCAUUUUUCACAUGAGCACCCUAUUCGAUACACGAGUCCAUAACACAAUCCAAAUAGAGUCACCAUUAUCACAUGAAUUCAACGGUCCUAGCUCCACCAAUUCACAAAAUCAACUGGCACAAUAGAGAGCUAGAUAGGAAAAAUCUUAUACUUCAACAUCCUCCAUAGUGCUACACUACCUCCCUAGGUUGCACCUUACUAUAGAGACUGUCAAUUCAAAGCAUACUGCGCAGGCAAUUUGCAAGGAAACACGUACUUGGAGCCCUCAAAUUUAAAAAUUUGGACAUUGGACUAGGCUCCAAGCACACAAACAGAUCUAAUGCAGUCAAAAGAGAAACAUUCCCCCACACUUAAGAUCGACAUUGCCCUCAAUGGAGAAGAGGGAAAGAUAAGGGGAACGAUGUUACCGGUGUGCACGGACUACAUGAGAGUGGAAGUGUACCAGUCUGAGCAAAGAGGACCGGAGAGGGGAUCAAUCAGGGACAAAGCAGAGCUAAAGGGAACAGAAGAACUCAAACACAAUAUGUUAGGUCCAAUGGUCAGCCCAAUAAUACAUCAUCCAAAACAAAAGAAAACAAACCAAAACCA
Molecule: messenger RNA, 3536 nt
Organism: Linum trigynum
Lineage: Eukaryota; Viridiplantae; Streptophyta; Magnoliopsida; Malpighiales; Linaceae
Source: the annotation of a GenBank genome assembly